AUGUAUUUGACAUCAACGAAAAAGAAAAAAUUUGCAAUGCCAUUUAUUCUACUAAACCAAUACAAGAAUAACAUGCUAGAGAAGAGAAAAAUAGAAAUCGAGUGGAGGUUUACGAAAAAGCAAGAAAUUAGUCAUCAUGAUCGGUUUAUUCCAACCCAUGAUGCAACUAUUUUUGAUACUUAUGUUGCUGAUAUUCAAGUUGAUGGGAAAACGAUCGAUCUGGCACUUUUUGAUACCGCUGGCCAAGAAGAUUACGAUCGUCUUCGUCCUCUGUCCUAUCCGGACACCAGUGUUGUUCUGAUCUGCUUCAGCGUUGAUAGUCCGGUAUCAGCGACGAGUGUAUUAGAAAAAUGGAUACCAGAAGUUCGUCAUUUCUGUGGAACAUGUCCUGUGAUAUUAGUUGCUUGUAAGAAAGAUCUACGAACAGAUCCGGAGGUCAUUGCAAAGUUAAAGCAGGAGGGCGAAAAACCAGUGACAAGUGAAACAGGACGAGAAAUUGCUGCACGAAUCAAAGCAGAUGCUUACAUGGAAUGUUCAGCGAAGACACGCGACGGUGUUCAAGAUCUUUUUGUGCAUGCUGCUCGACUAUCACUAAAACAGCGAUCUGUUGAUGUUCAAGUCAAUGAAAAAACUGUUAAUUUAGUUAUCUUCGAUACAGCUGGUCAAGAAGAUUAUGCUCGAAUUCGCGCAUUGUCUUACGCCGAUACUAACAUCGUACUUGUAUGUUUUAGUGUUGAUAGUCCUUUGUCAGCUAUGAGCGUAAUUGAAAACUGGAUGCCCGAAGUACGAGAGUUUUGUGGACGUUGCCCAGUCAUUCUAGUCGCAUGUAAAACUGAUCUUCGAACAGAUAAUCAAACAAUUGAGUUGCUGCAACGUGAAGAUGAAACUCCAGUUACGACUGAAACGGGCAAACAGAUUGCCGCACGAAUCAAAGCAUAUGCAUAUAUGGAAUGUUCAGCGCGAACUGGCGAAGGCGUUCAAGAACUAUUCCAAUGUGCUGCUCAACUAACGUGUAAAAAACACUUUCGAAAAUCAUCUGAUCAACGAUGUGCUUUACUCUGA
This is a messenger RNA of Adineta ricciae, 1062 nucleotides long. Lineage: Eukaryota; Metazoa; Rotifera; Eurotatoria; Adinetida; Adinetidae. The record is from the annotation of a GenBank genome assembly.